CGCCAACACUCCCAGACAACCUGGACGACAAUUCACCGUUUCUUCAAAAAGUACUCCUCCACUGCCAAUCUCGUGGCCUCCAGUUGAGCAUCGCCUUGCAUCCAAACCAGCACGGCCACAAUGUCCGGUUAUAUCACAUACGCCUGCGGAUGCCAGACGUCCGGGGACAUUCUCAGGAGGCACAACGCCCAUACUGGGAUUUGCAGUGCCUGCAGACGUGAACGGCGCCGUAAGGCUCGAAAGAAGGGCUACCGUUCAGAAGUUUCACGUCUUGGCCCUCGUGAUGACGGAGACGGUACCAGGAACCGGGGUCGAAGCUACGCAGAUAGUGAACAUGCACAUGCGAACCGGACUCAGAACCCUGUUCCUGAUACCCGUACAUGCCCGGAAUUGGAAUCAUACCUGAGGCAUAGAGAGCGGACUCGGGGAGCUAUCCUUGAUCCCCGGACAGAGCCGGCAUCAUCCUCGAGCCAUGAAAGACCCCAAAGCGGUAGUCAAAUGCCGCUAUCAGCAUCGGCUUCGGAUUCCGAAGGCAGACGGCACAGAUCGAGGUCGCGUUCUGCACCCGCAAACACCGGUGAUGGAGACUGUGCGGAUCGCAGAGAUAGAGAGGGAACUUGGUGGAGGCCUCGGUUCAUCCGUGAUGUAUGGAAUACUAUUUGGCCUUUGGGGGAGUUGUAUCAGAGGUUUCUCUGACGCUGACAUCAAAGCUGGAUCCACCGGGGGAUAUCUACACGGGUGCAUUGGGAGGUUCCUCUGUUGCUGGUUCUUUUGACACAUUCAAUAUAGCCCCAAGUCAUGGUUAGGGACAGAGCACGUUCAUUCUAGAUGGUCUUUUAUUACACAGCGCGGCAAAUCUCCAUCGUCUACAAUUCUCGUCCAUUGAUAGAUGUCCUUGUUCGGCACACGUAUUCAAAGUCCCCAUUCUCGGCCUGGUCAAUUU
Monascus purpureus is the source of this 943-nucleotide messenger RNA. Lineage: Eukaryota; Fungi; Ascomycota; Eurotiomycetes; Eurotiales; Aspergillaceae. The record is from the annotation of a GenBank genome assembly.